Molecule: messenger RNA, 1929 nt
Organism: Glarea lozoyensis ATCC 20868
Lineage: Eukaryota; Fungi; Ascomycota; Leotiomycetes; Helotiales; Helotiaceae
Exons: 5
Coding region: 1-1929 (642 amino acids)
Source: RefSeq, a predicted model, not a curated record
AUGGUUGGUUACAAUCGCGUCAACCCGUUCUCGCCGCUGGAGAAUCCGGGGAAUGGGAGACCACAACCAACAGCACCAUAUAAUGGCGGGGUACCACAACAAGGAGGUUAUUUUCAAAGUCCAGAGGUGUAUUCGCAACCGUUCCAACCGUAUCAUGGAGAUCUAGGUUCUCCAGAGUACGAGAUGCACCAACCACCACGUCCGGGGGUACAGAGCAAGCAGCGGAGCCAGCAGUCGAUGAAUUCUGAAUAUUCAACCUCUUCGACCAUAUUUCCUUCCAAGCCGAGUCCUGGCACAAUCGAAACUCAAUCCUUCCUCUCCGAUCCCAUGCACCGAAUGGAUACCAGCUUCAACGCGAAAGAUGUGCCGUACAAAGAUCCUCACGCGAGACAAUUCAGAAUGAUAUUAUUGGGCAUGUCUACGAGAUGGUUUGUGACUGCCGGUCUAUGCGCUGCCUUCGUCGUUUCGACAAUACAAUGGAAAAAGAAGGGAGCUCAGUCGGAAAGUCAAAAGAAGCUAUUUAAUGCUGUCACCACGGGAAUCAGUAUCUGCUUGGGUCUAAAUAUUGCGAGUGCGUUCAAGGAUAUAGCUUUGAAUAUGCGAUGGGUGAUUCUUGCGCAGAAGAAGAGAUCGCUGAGAGAGGUCGAUCUGAUUCUUUCGAUUGACAGUAUGCUCAGAGUCGCGAAACUAGUCUUCAUAUCUGGAAAGCCAUGGGUUAUCCUCGCUGGAUCAGCUUGGCUUUUCAUCAAUAUUCUUGCACAAGCUGGUAUAGCUAUGAUAAGUUUGACCUACGGCUGGGAAGUUGCGAAAGAAGGCGUGCUCAUGAAUUCGGGAGAUGUCACCAUUCCUCUAAUGGAUCAUUACUACCCACAAGGAAAAACUGCGGCCGAAGCGAAUACCAUCAUGAACCAGGAUGAGGCAUACACUGCUCAUUUGUACGGGGGUUUGAUAGGUAAUUACGGCACCAAUAAAUCCGAGGAAAGGCCAAAGCCAGGAACUAUGAUACAAAUGAGCGGCGGUAUGGUAUAUCGGUCUCCAAAGGAAAAGAAAUCCACCUUGCCCUUUAUUGACUCUCCUCCUGGUGUCUCCACCGCAUAUUCCGAAUACUCCAUCAUCACCGAGAGAGAAAUAUCGGCAACGUACUCGUGUAGCUCACAUGUUGUUACAGCAGGUGGUAAUGGAACGGCAAAUAAUAUCACUGUUGAAGGCCUGGGAGAAAUUUUCGUCUCGCACAAGGCGCCAAAUUCGACGACAUUUUUCACCGAGAAAGAUGGAUCGGUACGCAAUGUUUGCGACGACACUCUUCGUUGCUCCGUGGUUCAAGCAUUCGAAGCGUCGCCAGAAAAAGCUUGGUACUACACCUGCAACAUUACGGUUGCAAAAACGGAACAUGAUCGACUGAACAUUUCUUGGAUCUCGGAUAAUAUGGCUAGUAUUGCCGGAAGUUCUAUUGCUCAAGUAGGAUACACGGAUGAUGGUCAAGAAGCUCAGAUAUAUCCUCAGGGCAGUAUAUGGGGUAGUCCACAAGAGGGAAAUUCGGACAACAUUGGAGAAUUAGUUUCUAUUUAUGCGCUUGGCUCUUUGGCAAGUGCAACGAUUUUUAAUCCCGUUACGACAUAUCCCGGGUCGGCUCCUCAACAAGGAACGUCAUUACAGAUUGGACAUCGGAUCUCUUUUUUGAUGAUUCUGGGAUUAAUCUGUGGCUGUCAUCUUUUAUUUGUGGUGGUCGUUGCGAUUCUUGCGAAUAAAGCGAAGAUUGGUCCGGAUACGCAUCUGGAAAUGGGGUUGUUGCUGAGACCGAUCGCGGAUCAGCUUGAGGGUGUGAGGAGUAAUGGCAAGGCGAAUGAUGCUUAUUAUAAAGUACUGGUUACGAGUAAGGCGAAAUAUGAACGGUCGGUCAAUGAUCGGUGGAUUUUGAAGACGAGUUGA